UUCAUUCGACACUCGACAGUUGUUAGGUGGCGCGGGCGACGAAAGACUUGCCGUCCAGUGUUUGUGAAAUAAUCGUAAAUAAAUUGUGUGUAACAAUGAAUGAAGACAAUGCGGUGACAGAUGAUUUGAAACGACAAGCUGCUAUGUUUUACAAUUCAACUGAAAGAGAAAUACUACGAGAGUACAAUAAUGAGACAUCAUGGCGGUUUUGGAGGAAGCGGCGGCUUGUGGUGGCGCUGCUUGCGUUCUUUGGAUUCUUCAACGUGUACGCCUUGAGGGUCAACCUUUCUGUUGCGGUGGUAGCCAUGACGGAGCCGAUAGAGCACGUUCUAGAUAAUGGAACUAUUGUUUAUGCUCCAGAAUUCGACUGGAGCUCUCAAACCAAGGGUCUGGUACUGAGUUCCUUCUUCUAUGGAUACAUCGUCACGCAGCUGCCUGGAGGAUGGCUUGCGGCUAAAAUAGGAGGUAACAGAAUGUUUGCAAUCGGCGUAGGCGCAACGUCUUUACUGACUUUAUUCACGCCGCCCCUCGCUCAUACGAGUACAGCUCUACUCAUCGCUGUUAGAGUCGUUGAAGGGUUAUUCGAGGGUGUGACAUACCCAUGUAUACACGCGAUAUGGUCUCGUUGGGCGCCGAGUGACGAGCGCGCUCGUCUCGCGACGUUCGCGUUCAGCGGGAGUUACGUCGGCACGGUUGUGUCUAUGCCCAUUUGUUCUCUACUAGCGCACUAUACAGGAUGGCCUGGAAUCUUCUAUGUUUUCGGCAUAAUGGGUCUGGUAUAUACGACCAUUUGGUGGCUCGUUGUCAAGGAAUCACCAGAAAAGGAUCCUCACAUCACAGCCGCUGAACUCAAAUAUAUUCAGGACUCUCGCGGCACCCAAGCAGUGGAAGGGUCCAAGAUUCGACACCCGUGGCGUGCAAUAUUGACCUCUGGCCCCGUCUGGGCCAUUGUUAUGGCCCAUUUCAGUGAGAAUUGGGGAUUUUAUACGUUAUUGACGUUUUUGCCGACAUUUAUGCAAGACGUUUUCAAAUUCGAGACGUCCCAGACAGGGUGGCUAUCCGCGGUGCCUUAUCUGGCGAUGGCCAUCGUACUGCAAGUGGCAGGGCACAUGGCGGACUGGCUGCUGCGCAUGCGCAUCAUGUCGAGGACCAAUAUACGAAAACUCUUCAAUUGUGGGGCUUUCCUUGCUCAGACGAUAUUCAUGGUGGCAGCUGCGUAUGCGACGAAUAUUCUUGGGUGUAUCGUGUGCCUCACUAUCGCUGUCGGCCUUGGAGGUUUCGCCUGGUCCGGAUUUAGCGUAAAUCACUUGGAUAUAGCGCCACCUCACGCGAGUGUACUGAUGGGACUUUCGAACACCAUCGCAACUUUACCCGGCAUUGUCAGUCCCCCGUUAGCCGGAUCUAUCGUUACUGAUAAGACUGCAGAACAAUGGCGGAUAGUUUUCUUCAUAUCGAGCGCUAUCUAUCUAAUCGGUGCAAUAGUUUACUACAUUUUCUGCUCAGCGGAGAGACAACCGUGGGUCGUGGAGUUCGAUAAUGACGCGAGUUUCGAUACAGACGCAGCAUCCGUCACCACAGCGAGGGGCGUCGACAAUAAGGCUUUAGAUAAUUCGGAGAUUUAAGACUAAUUGUCCGUUUAGGUAAUUGAGAAAUUAAUAAUUGUAUUGUAUUACAAGAACGGACUUUAAAAAUUGUCCGUUUUAAACUAAGUACCGAUGGUAUUAUUAAAAAAUCCAAGAGAUCUUGGUGUACAUAAUGGGAAUAAAAAAGACUAUUUUAAUUGUCCGUUUAAGAUCUUGGUAUGUUAUCUUUUUAGAUCAAAUUGUACUUUUUGACAAAUUAAAAACAGACCGUUUUAAAACGUCAAACUUGAAUCUAGUUUCAAGAGUUGUCAAACCAUUUUUUUGUAUGAAGUUUGACAGUUGCAACUUAUACAGGGCGUCCUAAAUUUUUGGGACAUGAAAGGAAAGUAACUUAAAUAUAAAAUAAGGCUCUUGUUAUUUUUAAAAUUAGUAAUUUUGAAUUCAAAUAUUUUCUAAAAAUUACUUGCCUCGUCUGGGAAUCGAACUGACUUAAAUGUAAAAAAAAACACUCCUACUUUUAUGGUGCCAAUCGAAAAAAUGCCCAAAAACUAAUAACUCUUCUUAAGCAACAUAGUUAUAAAAGAAAGGAACAGCGUAAAAUUAAUCAUUUUACUUUCCCUUCAUGCCCUUUGGGACGCCCUGAAUAAAGGUCUAAAGGUCAACUUAUUAACAAUGUCUAGUCUUAGGGUAUACACUUAAGUAUGACUCCCGGACGUCAAAAAUAUAUUGGAUUUUGACAAGUCUAGUUUCUGAAUCUCACCUUAAGACCUUCAUAGAAAUAGUAAUUUGAUCUUACCGAUUUUUUUUUAAAUUAUGGUCAGAUAAAUGUGUUUGGGUAUUUUUUGUUACAUCUGGAUACAAGUCAAUUGGACGAAAUCGUUUAUAAAAUUUGACAACAGUGUUACCAACUAUAUUCUUAACUCAUUUAUUUGAUCUAUAAAUAACUUUUGCUCUGCUAUGCGAAUGUUCAAGAGUUUUUAUAUACUGAUUAUGUCGUUCUAAGGGUUUGAUUCCCUCGAAAAUUUGGCACAAAAUGCUGAUUUUGAUAAAUCAAAACAGACACAGAAAAAUGUCUGUAGCAUAAACUUAAUUUUACUAUUAAAUGUUUUAAAACUUUUUUGUUUACUUUAUGAAAGUCAACAUUGUUUUAUAUUUUUUUUCCUAAUUAAGAGAAAACAAUUUUUUUAAUUGCUCAAAUUAUUACACAAUUAUUUUUAGCUUUGCGAUGUUAAAAUAUUAUUAAUAGUAUGUCUUAAAACUGUAUAAUGAAAAGCUUCGGAAUUAUACAGUUUGAGUAAUGUAUAAUCCAUCAGUUAAUUGUCCUUUAAUUGUUAAUACAUUUUAUUACCAGUGAUUUCUAUGUAUAGAGACUUUGCUUCCACCUGACAUUUAUAUUUGUCUGUAUACAUUUUAUACUAGAACGAACGGACCCAAUAGACGUCUUGAUAAAAAAAGGGUGCUUAUGUACGCGCGUAGGAAGUUAUACUUCUUUGGCAUUAUUAAAAAUAGUUUUUGAUUGCAUGCAAAUAAUUAAUUACAAUUAAAUAAUCAAAGACUGGAAAAGGAGU
Messenger RNA from Pieris napi, 3151 nucleotides. RefSeq names its product vesicular glutamate transporter 1 (gene MFS9). The coding region runs from base 96 to 1622 and encodes 508 amino acids. Lineage: Eukaryota; Metazoa; Arthropoda; Insecta; Lepidoptera; Pieridae. Gene Ontology annotation, cellular component: plasma membrane. The transcript is spliced from 11 exons. The record is from RefSeq and is a predicted model, not a curated record. Gene Ontology annotation, molecular function: transmembrane transporter activity. Gene Ontology annotation, biological process: monoatomic anion transport; transmembrane transport.